AUGAAACCUGUUCUCAUUGUCGGUGCUGGCAUUGUUGGGUUAACCCUCGGCCAAGCACUCAAGCAGAAAAACAUCCCCUUCGAGAUCUACGAACGCGAUGCGACCCCUGAGGCGCGAGGUCAAGGUUGGGCAAUUACUCUGCACUGGGCAUUGGAAUAUAUGUUCAAGAUGCUUUCGGAAGAGACACUGGCGCGUAUCCGAGAGGUCCAGGUUGAUCCAGACGUUGCGCGCAAUGACAACGGCAAUUUCCUGUUCAUUAAUCUUGAGAAUGGGGAGCCAAAAUACAAAAUCCCACCUAGUGUUCGAUGGCGUGUCAAUCGCGAGAAGAUGCGUCGGGCAUUGUUGCAGGGUAUUGAAGAUCACGUCCAUUGGGGCCGACGAGUGGUUGGAGUUGAUGUUUCACCAAUUGAGAGUGAAGUGAAGCUCUUAUUCGAAGGUGAAGCUUCUGUUAAAGGACGAAUCGUGGUUGGCGUUGAGGGAAGCCGAUCAAUCGUUCGACAGGUGCUUCGACCAGAUUCAUUCGACAACAUACCUCUUGGAAUCAACUUCACGGGGGUGGCAGUGGAUAUGACUGCUGACCAAAUAAAGCCGUUGCGCGAUAUGGAUCCUCUGUUGUUUCAGGGAUGCCAUCCUCCUACAGGUGCAUUCUUCUGGUUUUCCAUGUUGGAGACUCCGCAUGUGAAUGGAACUCUUGGGUCGCAUACAGAACGCUAUCGAGCUCAGAUCUGUAUGUCUUGGGUGGAAAGAGGACCAGAGGACAAGGUGGCUGGAACAGAUAAGGCGCGCUUGGAGAACAUGAAACGACGGGCCAAUGGAUUCGCCCCCUUUUUAAAGCAAGUAGUGGAUGAAAUCCCAAUAGACACACCGGUCACGGAGAUCAAAUUAGCAGACUGGGAAUGUCUUUCAUGGAACAACAAUAAUGGGCGUGUGACAUUGGCUGGGGAUGCGGCGCACGCAAUGACCAUGUAUCGAGGAGAGGCGGCUAAUCACGGAAUUCUCGACGCCUUCCAGUUGAUGCAAGGUAUUGAGAAACUGUAUAGUGGUGCUGUGACUGCUCAAACGGCCAUCGAUGAAUAUGAAGAGGAAAUGAGGACACGGACAAGUCGUGCUGUACGGUUAAGUCGUCAGGCAUGUCAAGACGCGCAUGAUUGGAGUCGACUGGACGAAUUUUCUGCUAUUUUAACUAGGAGAGCUGUUGUUGGCGAAUGA
Molecule: messenger RNA, 1209 nt
Organism: Penicillium angulare
Lineage: Eukaryota; Fungi; Ascomycota; Eurotiomycetes; Eurotiales; Aspergillaceae
Product: FAD-dependent oxidoreductase
Exons: 2
Coding region: 1-1209 (402 amino acids)
Molecular function (GO): FAD binding
Source: RefSeq, a predicted model, not a curated record